CUGCAGCAGCCGAUGCGACAUGAGUGUUUAGGCUAGAUACCAAAGCGAUAUCACGCCUGAGGUAUUUUAUUUCAUUAGUGAAGUGAAUUUAACUAUGUGCUAAAAAAUUAGAUUUAUCGUGAAUUCUUAUAAGUCAUAUGCCCCUUUCCAGCUCUUGCACCAAUCGUGUUUGUAAAGCUGUUGGCCGAGGGCACGUCAAGCGUGUGUUGAUAUGGAAAUUACGAUUUGAACCCGCAUGGGUUCGACCUCCACUUCGUUACUACUUGGCCAAGAUGGCGAGUUUUGCAAUCGGGAUUGAAAGCGUGUCUCCAACAGCACCGUCGUUCACGACAACAAGCGCCUCUGAGCCUGAACUGACAACAGCUAAUUCUUUAUCGGCCUCUACUACCGCGCUUCCAACACCUUCAUAUCGCCUACCGGGAGACCUGCGUCCAGAACAUUACACUUUGGAAAUUAAAACUUUCCUGGACGGAGAAAAUUCGCGAUUCGAGGGGCGCGUCCUGAUUAGGGUUAAAUGUGAGAAGGACACGUCUCGAGUGGUGGUGCAUUCUACAGACCUCAUCUUAAAUACCGACCAAGUGAGAGUCGGAGACAAAGAAAUCAUCGGUCACGAGUUUGACACUCGAAACGAAUUCUACAUAAUCAAACUGAAAGAGGAGCUGAAAUCAGGAAGCAAAUACGUUAUUGAAAUUCCCUUUGAGGGAAAUUUGACCACCAGCUUGAAAGGAUAUUAUCGAAGCAGCUAUAAAGAUAAAGCGACUGGAGACAUAAAGUGGGUUGCAACAACGCAAUUUGAAGCAAUUGACGCCCGCAGAGCGUUUCCUUGCUUUGAUGAGCCCGCGAUGAAAGCUGUUUUCCAAGUGAACAUGAUUCGUCGCAAGGGUUUCACCUCCAUCAGCAACAUGACACUGGCAAAAACAGUCGAACUUAAGGACGAUUGGUUCCGCGACGAAUACGUUGAGAGUGUGCGGAUGUCGACGUACUUGUUGGCGUUUGUCGUUUCCGACUUUGCUCACCUCCAAUCCAACCCUGGCAACACCACCUUCAGGGUUUGGGCUCGACAAGAUGCCAUUGAACAGGCCCGGUACUCGCUGGAAAUCGGCCCAAAAGUACUGGAUUUUUUCGAGGAGUAUUUCAACGUUCCCUAUCCCCUUCCUAAAAUGGAUAUGAUUGCUGUGCCGGAUUUCUCGUCAGGUGCAAUGGAAAACUGGGGAUUGGUAACUUACAGUGAGAAGGCUAUGUUGUAUGAGGAAGGCGUUUCUGAAAUAAAUGAUAAAGAAGAAGUGACGCGCGUCGUGGCCCACGAAUUAGCACACCAGUGGUUUGGAAAUUUGGUCACCAUGAAGUGGUGGGAUGAUCUUUGGCUCAAUGAAGGAUUUGCUGUUUACGUUCAAGUGCUCGGAACUGAUCACGUUCAACCAUCGAUAAAUUACCCUGACUCUAAGGCGGUUAGUUCUCUCCUGGACAUCUUUUCUAAAGAUUCCUUAAAAUCGUCCCAUCCAGUUUCAAAUAAUAUUCAGCAUCCCAGUGAAAUCUGGCAAUUAUUUGAUGACAUAACAUUCGCUAAAGGCUAUCUAGUUUUGAGAAUGUUAAACUACGUUUUGGGCGAGGAAACUUUCAGGCAAGGCGUUAGCAGAUAUUUGAAGACUCACCAAUACGGCAAUGCGGUCCAAAAUGAUUUGUGGGCCAGUUUUGAGGAACAGUCACGAGACGACUCUGCUCGAGAUUCUAGUCGAACAGAAACGCCAAGAGAAGCGACAGUAAAAGAAAUCAUGGACAGCUGGACGCUUCAAACUGGAUAUCCGGUGAUUCACGUAACGCGGAAUUACGAGGCAGGCACCGCGGAGCUUACGCAGAAUCGUUUUGUGACUGAUUGGCUCGGCCGUUCGAGUGAGGAUCGCGAGAGCUUGUGGUGGGUUCCCAUCAGCUACACGGACCCGUCGAAUGCAAUCCUCGAUAUGAGCACCAAGCCUCGCUUCUGGAUGAACACGUCAAACGCAACUCUCAAAGGAUUGCCCAAAAAGGACCAAUGGCUCCUGCUCAACGUCAAUGCCACUGCUUUGUACCGGAUAAACUAUGAUACUGAAAAUUGGAAUCUUUUGUCCACUGCGCUGAGAACCGAGAAAAACCACGGAGGAAUUCCCACUUUGAACAGAGUGCAGAUCAUCGACGACGCGUUUAACCUGGCUAGGGCCGGUUUGCUCAAUUACAAUUUUACCCUGAACCUUCUUCGCUACCUCCGCCAUGAAAGAGAGUACCUUCCUUGGCAAACCGCCUUCUCGAACCUGGAAUAUAUUUCUGAUAUGACAAAUCGAGGAGGAGGAUACGGUCAGUUUAGAAAAUUCGUCCGCGCUCUUCUAACUCCCGUUUACAAUGCACUUGAUGAACCAUUCAAGAUAAGUGUGGCCGGAGAAACUAUCCCGCAGAUGAAACACCGCGCUCAGGUUGUAAGCUGGUCAUACUCCAUGGGGGUUUCCGACUGCGAGGAAAAAGUCGUGGCUCUUUUCAAAACCUGGCAGCAACAAACCGAGGAUCCAGACGUUGUUAAUCCUAUUCCUGUUGAACUGAGAAGCGUGGUCUACUGCAACGCUGUAGCAUCAGGAGGCGAACCGGCCUGGGACUUUUUGUGGAAGAGAUUUUUGGGCUCGAACGUCGCCGCGGAAAAAAGUAAACUUCUGUCUGCCUUAGGAUGCGCGCGAGAAAUGUGGCUGUUGCACAGAUAUUUGUACAUGUCCUUAAAUGAAACUUCAGGCAUUCGCAAGCAAGAUAUAGCUACCGUGUUUUAUUCGGUGGCCACUAGCUCGAGCUUCUUCUACAUUGCGAGAGAAUUUCUUUUCUCCCGCAUUAAAGAUAUUCACUCUUAUGUUAGUCCGGAUUUCUCUCAAAUUGGAUUACUUGUCAAACAUGUUUCUCAUUUAAUGAGUACGAAAAAUGAUUUUGAGCAGAUCAAGCAGUUUGUGGAACUGAAUUCGGAAUACCUAAAAGAUGUGAAAUAUGCAGUGAAAGAAGCACUAGAGAAUGUUGAGUUGAACGUGCAGUGGCACUCCAGAUACUAUCCAACUGUAGUCGAGUGGCUCUCUUCCCACGAAAAUGAGGAAUUUUCAACGUGAUCCGGUGCGAAAGCAACACUUUUUGUCUUAAAUAUGCAUUUAACUAAUUUUAUUUCCUAUUAAAUAGUAGAGAGACACAUUUAAUCAUAGAUUUUUUUGAUUUUUUAAAUUUUCUUUUGUGGAGCAUAAAGGAGAAAACCGAAAUUUUGAUUUAGUUUUGUUUUUGUAUUUUUUUCUUUGGGACAUUGUUUGUAAUCGGAUAGGGUGCAUUGUGGGGACAUCAUAUGUACUAAUAUGCUAAAUGACAAAUAAAUUGAAAUUGAAACAUUA
Cloeon dipterum is the source of this 3380-nucleotide messenger RNA. RefSeq names its product aminopeptidase N-like. The coding region runs from base 138 to 3110 and encodes 990 amino acids. Gene Ontology annotation, biological process: peptide catabolic process; proteolysis. Gene Ontology annotation, molecular function: peptide binding; metalloaminopeptidase activity; zinc ion binding. NCBI's taxonomy places the organism in Eukaryota, Metazoa, Arthropoda, Insecta, Ephemeroptera, Baetidae. The transcript has 15 exons. Gene Ontology annotation, cellular component: cytoplasm. The record is from RefSeq and is a predicted model, not a curated record.